AUGCCUAACGAGACCUCCUUCAGUAAACCGUCGGUUUCCUCGGAGCAUCACACCCAGGGGACCAAAAUGGGCCCUUUGGGGAAGUCUGCCGGGCUAGCGGCCACCGCAGCCGGCGGCAACGCGGGGGGUUUAAGCCAGGGUCCUGCUGGGACCGCCACCGCUGCGGGGAAAAAAUCCCCGCGGCUCCCCAAGUGCGCGCGCUGUAGGAACCACGGCUACUCCUCGCCCCUGAAGGGCCACAAGCGGUUCUGCAUGUGGAGAGAUUGCCAGUGUAAAAAAUGCAGCUUGAUCGCCGAGAGGCAACGGGUGAUGGCCGCCCAGGUUGCGUUGAGAAGACAACAAGCCCAAGAGGAAGAGCUGGGGAUUAGUCACCCCAUCCCUUUGCCUAGCGCCACAGAAAUGUAUGUGAAGAAAGAAAACAACGCCAACAGUUCCUGCCUGUUGGAAAGCACCAGCCCACCACAGUCAACAACCACAGCAACUGUAGUAUCUACCUCAUCCACAGAAGGACGGAUGCUGAUUCAAGACAUUCCUUCCCUGGCCAGCAGAGGGCAUCUGGAGAGCACAUCUGACUUAGUUAUGGACCCCACCUACUACAGCAGUUUAUACCAGCCAUCCCUGUAUCCUUAUUACAACAACCUUUACAACUAUUCUCAGUAUCAAAUGGCUGUGGCCACUGAAACCACCUCUGGUGAUAUGGGAAGUCCACUGACAGGGUCACCUGUUAAGAGCAGCCUCCGAAGCCUCCCAACAACUUAUAUGUCAAGCCAGUCGGGAAACCAAUGGCAGGUGAAAAGCCCAGAAGGUCGGCACAGCUUGAGUUCCCAGUACAGGAUGCAUUCUUACUAUCCCUCCGGCUCUUACUUGGGACAAAGUGUUGGGGGCCCUGCCUGUGUUCCCCAAAUUUUUACUUUUGAGGAGAAUCCUUCUUACUCCGAAACAAAAACAAAUGUAUUUUCACCACCCAGCAGUCAGGAUUCUGGCUUGGUUUCCCUUUCCAGCAGUUCUCCCAUCAGCAAUGAAAGUACCAAGGCUGUCCUGGAGUGCGAGUCUGCCUCUGACUCCAGCACCUUUCCAGUCCAUUCUGUUAUGGAAGAUGGCGAAUAA
This is a messenger RNA of Protobothrops mucrosquamatus (brown spotted pit viper), 1107 nucleotides long. RefSeq names its product doublesex and mab-3 related transcription factor 1 (gene DMRT1). The coding region runs from base 1 to 1107 and encodes 368 amino acids. The transcript has 5 exons. Gene Ontology annotation, biological process: sex differentiation; regulation of transcription by RNA polymerase II. Gene Ontology annotation, cellular component: nucleus. Gene Ontology annotation, molecular function: DNA-binding transcription factor activity, RNA polymerase II-specific; RNA polymerase II cis-regulatory region sequence-specific DNA binding. Lineage: Eukaryota; Metazoa; Chordata; Lepidosauria; Squamata; Viperidae. The record is from RefSeq and is a predicted model, not a curated record.